Messenger RNA from Ornithorhynchus anatinus (platypus), 924 nucleotides. It is a transcript of the gene RPS2, whose product is annotated as ribosomal protein S2. The record is from RefSeq and is a predicted model, not a curated record. Gene Ontology annotation, molecular function: RNA binding; structural constituent of ribosome. The coding region runs from base 4 to 885 and encodes 293 amino acids. NCBI's taxonomy places the organism in Eukaryota, Metazoa, Chordata, Mammalia, Monotremata, Ornithorhynchidae. Gene Ontology annotation, biological process: translation. Gene Ontology annotation, cellular component: ribosome; cytosolic small ribosomal subunit. The transcript has 7 exons.
CAAAUGGCGGACGACGCCGGUGCAGCGGGAGGGCCCGGUGGGGCCGGGGGCCCGGGGGCCGCAGCCCGCGGAGGUUUCCGCGGGGGCUUCGGCACCGGCCUGCGAGGCCGGGGACGGGGGCGAGGCCGGGGUCGGGGCCGGGGCCGCGGAGCCCGGGGAGGAAAAGCCGAGGACAAGGAGUGGGUCCCCGUGACCAAGCUGGGCCGACUGGUCAAGGACAUGAAGAUCAAGUCGCUGGAGGAAAUCUACCUGUUCUCCCUUCCCAUCAAGGAGUCGGAGAUCAUUGACUUCUUCCUGGGGCCGUCUCUGAAGGACGAGGUGCUGAAGAUCAUGCCGGUCCAGAAGCAGACCCGGGCCGGCCAGCGGACCAGGUUCAAGGCUUUUGUUGCCAUUGGAGAUUACAACGGUCACGUGGGCCUAGGCGUCAAGUGCUCCAAGGAAGUGGCCACUGCCAUCCGCGGGGCCAUCAUCUUGGCGAAGCUGUCUAUCGUCCCCGUGCGGCGGGGCUACUGGGGUAACAAGAUCGGCAAGCCCCACACCGUGCCGUGCAAGGUGACAGGGCGCUGUGGAUCAGUGCUGGUGCGCUUGAUCCCCGCCCCCCGCGGCACCGGCAUCGUCUCUGCCCCCGUGCCCAAGAAGCUGCUGAUGAUGGCGGGCAUCGAUGACUGCUACACCUCAGCCAGGGGCUGCACUGCCACCUUGGGCAACUUCGCCAAGGCCACCUUUGAUGCCAUCUCCAAGACCUACAGCUAUUUGACUCCUGACCUCUGGAAGGAGACCGUGUUCACCAAGUCUCCUUAUCAGGAGUUCACGGAUCACCUCGCCAAGACCCACACCCGGGUGUCGGUGCAGAGGACCCAGGCAGCGGCUGUGGCCACCACCUGAAUGCCAUGACAGCUAAUAAAGAUCUGAGAGAGCCUGUUC